Dioszegia hungarica is the source of this 2082-nucleotide messenger RNA. RefSeq lists its product as uncharacterized. The transcript is spliced from 4 exons. The record is from RefSeq and is a predicted model, not a curated record. Lineage: Eukaryota; Fungi; Basidiomycota; Tremellomycetes; Tremellales; Bulleribasidiaceae. Bases 1 to 2082 code for a protein of 693 amino acids.
AUGGCUGUCUCCACGACAGGCGCGCUGCCGCCUCCCGACUAUGCUGCAUCCCAGCCGCAGAUCAUGGUAGCGCCUCUGCCGGACGCUGCUAGCUUCUUCUGCGGCCCGUCAGUCCAGGGCGAGGUGUUUGUUAAGGGUCUAGGAGAGCAGGGAGGGCAAAGGGGUGUGAAGCAUUUAUCCGUCAAGCUGUAUCUCGUCAAUCGUCUCCCUGAUCAUCCGGAUAUCGAGCUACACGAGUUCUCAGACCAAGUUAUCUGGCCAUCAUCCCUCGCAUCAUCCACAUCGAGAUCCUCCUCCUCGACCUCCUUUCCUGCCGUCCACCAAUUCUCCAUAUCCCUCCCCUCCCCGUCGUCCGACACACCCAGCUCUAGAGGUCUUCCCGGCACACUCAACCUCUCCGAGGUCCGGAAAGGCGAAAUCAAAUGGUGGCUCCGUGUCACCCUCUCUCUCGCUUCGGGCGACGUGCACGAGGAUAUCCAGGUUGAGGGGACUCCUCAAGUCGAAGAGACGGAGGAAGGGAUGGGAAAUGAAGCCGAGGCUGUACUCGACAAGAUGGGCGUCAUUACCCGACUACUCGUCGAAGACCCGUCACCCAGGCUCGGAUCGCUCCUCCGCCUCGGCGUUGAGCUGCGGCCAAAGGAACGGCAACGACAGGCGGUAGCGGAUCUGGCUACCCAGCCUGACCCCAAAGCGUCACUCCGCGCGCUCAGGCGGGUCCGGGUGGAGCUAUAUCGGCUUGUCCAUAUCCACGUCCCUGGCGCCGGCUCAUCCACCUCCCCAGGCGAAACACGGGAACACCUCACACUCCUGCACGCCUCCGGCAAAUCCCUGCGCUACCCCGGCUCCGCCCAUCCCCCUCUACGCGUCCUCUUCACCCUCCCCACCGCACAGCUCGGAUCGACCGUCGACCAAACAUGGGGCGAAGUCUCUAUGAGCGCCCCGUAUCACACCGUCACCUUCUUUGUCCGCGUCAGCCUCGGUUUCGGCGCGCUGGCCGAGGUGGCGCCAGAGGAGAUGCGGGAUUUUGUCGUGGAGCAGAGCAUAGAUAUACGGCCCAGAGCGUGGAGAGUGCCGAGAGCGGUCAGUGGGCAGGAGGACGCAGACGGGGAGGUGGAGAUGAGCGAGGAGGAAUGGGCGAAAGAGGCGUAUAGGCGUAAAGGGCGAGAUAGGGUCGGUGAGGUGGGGACAUAUCGACCGGCAGACCACGAUGGACCACCAGGCUUCGACGAGGCGGGACCGAGUACAAGUCAGGCUCCGAUGGUGCCAGAUACGGGCGGAUCGAGCAGUGGAGGUGGACUGCCUACCUUCCUCGAGAGUCAGGCGGCAUCGGGCUCACCGGCCAUGGGCGGUGCAGAGGAUCUGAGCGGUCCAGAUUUAGAGGAUAGAACUACAGCGGUCGGACGAAGGGGAAGUCUAGGAGGGGAACUCGGGACAUGGGUCGAGUAUGAUGGAUACGAAACCUUUUCGGUCGCUCCACCUAGCGUAUCUGCCUCGUUCGGCGCGUCUGGGAGCAUGGACCCACCACAUCCGGAUGAUGAGGAUGUCAACCUUGCUGGCGGACUGGCGGCCCGGCUGGGUCUGAGUGCACCCGUCGGAGGGGCGGGCGGGAUGGCCUUGAUGGAGCAGCUAGGGCUAGGCGAGGGGACCCGAGUGAUCGAUCUCCAGGAUGAUCUCCCUCCAGGGAUCGACGAACCCUCCCUCCCCGCUCUUCCCACAUUCACCCAGUCGAUCCACCCCUCCAGUCGGUAUCGCGUCGCGCCUCAUCCCCUCUCGCCAUCCCCACCACCACCCCACUCCAGCCUCGCCCCGCCCGGUACAGCAUCGCAUGACGUAUCGCCCCCGUCAUUCGCAGCGUCCGAAGCGGCCCAAGCGAGCGGGACGGGUGUCGGGGCGGCGGUCAGGCGGGGAUCGCACGGUCAGAGUCUGGAUCUGCUGGGUGCGCAAAGGGCAGCAGGGGAGAUGAGCGGUGGGGCCGUCACGCCGCCACCUCCGAUUGAGGCGGGAGAGGGGAGGGAGGCGCCGCCUGGGUACUUUGGAGGCGCGCCUGCAGGGGCAGGUGGCGGCCCGCCCGCGUACAGCUGA